CGUGCAGUAGAUUGCCAGUGUUAGCCAGUCUAGCGAAUGCGGUCGGUGUGUGUGUGCGUAUAGAAACAACGUCGGCAUCAAUCCGUGCAAGUUUUUCGGUGAUCGCGGUUUUCUUCGCCCUGUGCUUGUUGUACGCCGUCGUCGUAGGGACCGCGCGGAAGGUGCAGGCUGCGGCAUCGUCAUCGUCGUCGUCGUCGUCGCUGUCGUCGAUGUUGUAACUCGUCGUGAUCGUGAAUAUUGUUGCGUGGGAAACCGUUUUGUAAGCGACGUAAGGAUUCGGUAGAAGAGCGACGCAGCGGUGCAGUGUACGUGUGUGCAGAGCAGCGAACCGCAGUAAUGCCGUCCGGCAAACUGGCCAGCGCCCCUCUUCAUAACUACCAGAUCUCGCUCAGCUCGGUGAUCAUGGACACGAACGGACUCACGGACCACAUGAGUAGUGGCGGCAGCAGCUCCGAGCAUGACGGCUACAACAAGCAGACGAUGGUCGUCGCCGCCGACAAGAGCAAGACGAACCUGAUCGUCAACUAUCUGCCGCAGACGAUGACGCAGGAGGAGAUACGCUCGCUCUUCGGCAGUCUCGGCGAGAUCGAGAGCUGCAAGCUGAUCAGAGAUAAGACCACAG
This is a messenger RNA of Priapulus caudatus, 622 nucleotides long. RefSeq names its product ELAV-like protein 4. The record is from RefSeq and is a predicted model, not a curated record. NCBI's taxonomy places the organism in Eukaryota, Metazoa, Priapulida, Priapulimorpha, Priapulimorphida, Priapulidae. Gene Ontology annotation, cellular component: ribonucleoprotein complex. Gene Ontology annotation, molecular function: RNA binding.